CGACGCCUUUCUUGCUUCCUGAACCUCUCCUCCGGCUCCCUGCUUUCACCCUCCCGCUACAUCACGCCUACAGCCCAUAAUGUCUGGAUAUGAUCGAGCUCUUUCAGUCUUCAGCCCUGACGGGCACGUCUUCCAGGUGGAAUAUGCCACGGAAGCCGUCAAGAGAGGAACCUGCGCCGUCGGAGUCAAAGGCAAGGACGUGGUCGUUCUCGGCUGCGAGAAGCGCUCCGCUCUGAAGCUCCAAGAUACCCGCAUCACUCCCUCCAAGAUUGCCGUCAUGGACAACCACGCCGUCCUCGCUUUCGCCGGUCUGAACGCCGACGCUCGUAUUCUCAUCGACAAGGCCCGUCUAGAAGCUCAGUCCCACCGUUUGACGGUUGAAGACCCCGUCACCAUCGAAUACAUCACCAAAUACAUUGCCGGGGUGCAGCAGCGGUACACACAGAGUGGAGGUGUCCGACCCUUCGGUAUCAGUACCCUGGUCGUUGGAUUUGACCCGAACGAUAAGACGCCCAGACUCUACCAAACUGAGCCUUCGGGUAUCUAUUCCGCUUGGAAAGCCAAUGCUAUCGGACGGUCCAGCAAGACGGUUCGCGAGUUCCUCGAACGCAACCACCAGGAUGAUAUGGACCGGGAGCAGACCAUUCAGCUGACCAUCAAGUCGCUACUGGAGGUCGUGCAGACUGGAGCGAAGAACAUCGAAGUGGCCAUCAUGUCGCCCGGGCAGGCGAUCGAGAUGCUGCCCGAUGACCAGAUCGAGGCGUACGUGAAGAGCAUAGAGACGGAGAAGCAGGAGGAGGCGGCCAAGAAGAAGACGGGCCGGGGCGGCACCACGACGGCGGCCAUCCUCACACGGGGUGGCGGCGAGGGCAGCGAGAGCCGGGAGUAGGCGAUCGGCGGAUGCGAUAAACUAGAGGACUACGAGGGCUACGUCGAACUAUGAGACUCGUGCGUGCUUUUAUCCGGUUAAUAUUCCAGGGAUCUUGCAGAAGCGGUUGCUUACGUCCUUUUACGAAAAUAAACUCCUUUACACGGUAAUCCAGGUGGUGUCUGCUCUGGUAUAUGAAAAGGUCUAGGGUGAUAUACAAGAUUAUAAAGGAUGUAUGAGCA
Aspergillus ibericus CBS 121593 is the source of this 1110-nucleotide messenger RNA. RefSeq names its product proteasome core particle subunit alpha 4 (gene pre6). The coding region runs from base 80 to 889 and encodes 269 amino acids. NCBI's taxonomy places the organism in Eukaryota, Fungi, Ascomycota, Eurotiomycetes, Eurotiales, Aspergillaceae. Gene Ontology annotation, biological process: ubiquitin-dependent protein catabolic process. The record is from RefSeq and is a predicted model, not a curated record. Gene Ontology annotation, cellular component: nucleus; proteasome core complex, alpha-subunit complex; proteasome core complex. The transcript has 5 exons.